Camellia sinensis is the source of this 826-nucleotide messenger RNA. Its product is annotated as protein yippee-like. The record is from RefSeq and is a predicted model, not a curated record. Lineage: Eukaryota; Viridiplantae; Streptophyta; Magnoliopsida; Ericales; Theaceae.
CAUUUACAAACUCUGAUUUUGUUUUUAUUUUUUUUUAUUUUAUAGAUAUCUUCUCUCUCUUAUAAAUAGGGGAAGAGAGCACGCAUGGUUUCGAUUGAUAUAUGAUGAUUUGUUUUGUUUCAUGUAUUUUCUUUCUCUCUAACUUCUUCUGGGACAGUGUUUGAUUGUAAUCUGUGACUGUGUAAAGACAUGGGUAGGCUUUUCUUGAUCACUCUUGAAGGGAACUUCUAUAGCUGCAAACACUGCCAAACCCAUUUCGCUCUAUCCGAGGACAUCCUUUCUAAGUCUUUCCACUGCAGGCAUGGGAGGGCUUAUCUCUUCGAUAAGGUUGUGAAUGUCACUGUUGGAGUCAAAGAAGAGCGGAUGAUGAUGACCGGAAUGCAUACUGUUGUUGACAUAUUCUGCGUUGGAUGUGGCUCAAUCGUGGGGUGGAAAUAUGAGGCUGCUCAUGAGAAGAGCCAAAAGUACAAAGAAGGAAAGUUUAUUCUCGAGAGGUUUAAGAUCUUGGGUCCAGAUGGAAGCAACUAUAUAAUAAGUCCCGAUGCUCAGAUUGGUGGAAGCGACGCUGACGACUAAGCCUCCCUGCAGCUCGUUUUCUUUCUCCAUUUUAGGGUCAACCAAAUUCAGAUUAAGAGUUGAUCAACUGUUUUCUAACUGUACAUUCUCUUCAUCUUCAUCUUAUGUUUUUGGGUGAAUAUCUUGAUCUUAUGUUACCCAGCUUGUUUCAGAUUUUAUUUUGGUAUAGUUGUUGCUAGAGACCAGUUUGGCAUAACUGGUAUUAGAAUGAUUAAUCACAUCCCAGAAUUCUGGUGGAAUUUUAUAUAGU